Molecule: messenger RNA, 948 nt
Organism: Batrachochytrium dendrobatidis JAM81
Lineage: Eukaryota; Fungi; Chytridiomycota; Chytridiomycetes; Rhizophydiales
Exons: 1
Coding region: 1-948 (315 amino acids)
Source: RefSeq, a predicted model, not a curated record
AUGAAGUCCCUGCCCAAGCCGAUUUUCCUAACUAUACUACUUAUUGUGACCAUUACUUCUCAUAUCAACAUGCCACCCAUAACAAGCAUGUGCAGCAAAACCUCGUUUGAAUUCAAAAAGCUUGGCCUUAAACCUCGAGUACUGCAAAUGCUCAGUAGGUCUAAUCAACCACACGCACAGGAGCAGCUACUUGUUGAUCAUGCACGAUCACUAUCUCCAGCACUUAUCACAAAUACUGAAUUGGCUGAAUCCAUUGUAUACAACACUCAUUUACAGCAUCGACGGAUUGCUAUCAAGGCAGGAAUGGCACCAACCGAACUUGUUCAAGCCGUUUUGUCAUAUAUUCCUUUUCCGCCAUCUCAGCCCACUACCAAAUCAAAACCGUUCAUGGGUAUAAUCAAAAAACUCAAAUUGGUCAAAACAACCGAUAUUCGGUUACAUAUUCCUAAACUCGCUACCAAGCAUGCUCAAGCCGCAUCGUCUAUCUUUGGAACACAUCUGGGGGUGCAUCUAGGUCAGGUAUGGCUAUUGGGACAUGAUUAUUUUAACUGGUGCAAACGUACACUUGCCAUGUUUGAUAAGAUCGAUAUCAGUGUUUUGGAUAAGCCAAGUAUCUUGGCAUGGAAACACGUCAUAUCCUUAUUUCGUGAUGCCGCCAAACAGUUUGAAAAAAUAGCAACUCAAACCAAACUAGAUAUUGAUUUGAUCGGUGAAAACAAACACACAUUUUUGACAGUGCUAAAGAAAGUUGGUAUGCGGCUCGAGCGAUUCAAUUUCUGGAUGGAUACCAAACUAGAUGCUUUUUAUGAUUUUAUGGAACGCUAUCUUGGCAUGACUCGCAUAAACUUUGGAGUGAUCCAAACUAUAUUUGAUUUUAGCGAGUUUUCAAAACAAAUGCACAUAAUCAGAGAUCAUGUAUAUAAAGGAAUGAAUGCCGAUCUAGUCUAA